Messenger RNA from Mucor velutinosus, 609 nucleotides. Its product is annotated as WD repeat-containing protein jip5. Lineage: Eukaryota; Fungi; Mucoromycota; Mucoromycetes; Mucorales; Mucoraceae. The record is from RefSeq and is a predicted model, not a curated record. The transcript is spliced from 5 exons. Bases 1 to 609 code for a protein of 202 amino acids. Gene Ontology annotation, cellular component: ribosome; cytosolic small ribosomal subunit. Gene Ontology annotation, biological process: maturation of SSU-rRNA from tricistronic rRNA transcript (SSU-rRNA, 5.8S rRNA, LSU-rRNA); translation. Gene Ontology annotation, molecular function: structural constituent of ribosome.
AUGGGUAUCAGUCGUGAUUCUCGUCAUAAGCGUAGCGCUACCGGUGCUAGACGUGAUCAAUACAGAAAGAAGAGAAAGUUCGAGUUAGGUCGUCAAUCCGCCAACACCAAGUUGGGUGGUAAGCGUAUUCAUCUUGUCCGUGUCCGUGGUGGUAACUUCAAGCGUCGUGCUCUUCGUCUUGAAUCUGGUAACUUCUCUUGGGGUUCCGAAGGUAUCUCUCGCAAGACUCGUGCCUUGACCGUUGUCUACAACGCCUCCAACAACGAGUUGGUCCGUACUAACACUCUCGUCAAGGGUGCCGUCAUCCAAAUUGAUGCCACUCCUUUCCGUCAAUGGUACGAAUCUCACUAUGCUAUCACUCUCGGUAAGAAGUCUGCUGAUGCUGCUGAGUCUACCGCUGAGAAGAAGUCCAAGAGCGUUGAGAAGAAGAUUGCUGCUCGUGCUGCCACUGCUGCCAUCGAUCCUCUUUUGAACGAUCAAUUCAAUGCCGGUCGUCUUUACGCUGUCAUUGCUUCUCGUCCCGGUCAAUCCGGUCGUUGUGAUGGUUACAUUCUUGAGGGUAAGGAACUCGAGUUCUACCUCCGUAAGAUCAAGUCCAAGAAGCAUUAA